AUGCGGAUCAUUGGUGUUCAAGGGGAAAAACCAGCAAGGACAAUCUUCACAUCCUACCAACUGGAGGAGCUGGAAAAGGCCUUCAAUGAGGCCCACUAUCCUGAUGUAUACGCUAGAGAGAUGUUGGCCAUGAAAACAGAGUUGCCAGAAGACAGGAUACAGGUUUGGUUCCAGAACCGCCGGGCCAAAUGGCGGAAGAGGGAGAAGUGCUGGGGCAGGAGCAGCGUGAUGGCCGAGUACGGGCUCUACGGUGCCAUGGUGCGUCACUCCAUCCCGCUGCCCGAGUCCAUCCUCAAGUCUGCCAAGGAUGGCAUCAUGGAGUCCUGUGCCCCUUGGCUCCUGGGGAUGCACAAAAAGUCUCUGGAGGCAGCGGCUGAGGCGGGGAGGAAGACGGAGGUGGAGCGCCAGGCCCUGCCCAAGCUUGACAAGGGUGACAAGGAAGAGAGGGGCCCGGAUCCCAAAACCACCAUUUCCCAGGAGGAACUGAGAGAAAACAGCAUUGCUGCCCUCAGGGCCAAAGCUCAGGAGCACAGCACCAAAGUCCUGGGGACCAUCGCUGGGGACGCCCCUGCUCCAGGCAGGAAGACAGAGAUGGGGGAGGAGGCGGUGGCAGCGGAGGAUGAGCGACAGACAGAGAAGUCAAACUCAUCACAGAAGGAGGAGAAGCUGAUCUAG
Messenger RNA from Chaetura pelagica (chimney swift), 675 nucleotides. RefSeq names its product visual system homeobox 2 (gene VSX2). Lineage: Eukaryota; Metazoa; Chordata; Aves; Apodiformes; Apodidae. Gene Ontology annotation, cellular component: nucleus. Gene Ontology annotation, biological process: regulation of transcription by RNA polymerase II. The transcript has 4 exons. Gene Ontology annotation, molecular function: DNA-binding transcription factor activity, RNA polymerase II-specific; sequence-specific double-stranded DNA binding. The record is from RefSeq and is a predicted model, not a curated record. The coding region runs from base 1 to 675 and encodes 224 amino acids.